AUGAUGAUCAGUAUUUAUGGAGCUCUCUGGCACGUCGUCCUGUCUCACCUCCUUCCGGCUUUCUGCUCCACUGAUCGGCGAUGUGGGCUUCACGUCUCGGAGCUCGAGGGCUUCUCGCAGCCGGGGGAUAUAAUGAUGGGGCUGGUGCUGCCCCUACACACCGACAAAGUGCAUCACCAGAUCUCGUUCAAUGAAAGACCACCCAAGGUCGCGUGUACCGUGUUCCACUUCGAGGUUUUUCAAAGUCUCCAAAUCCUACGAUUCGCCCUGGAAGAAAUCAACGAGAAUCCAGAUAUUCUCCCCAACAUCACCCUUGGUUUCCAAGCGUAUGAUUCUUGUAGAGUUCUUGAGUUGGAUAUCAAAGGCUCUUUACAGUUAUUAACAGGAAAUAAAAGAAUCAUCCCGAAUUACCGAUGUCUUGGAGAAGAAGCUCCCCUCGGGGCCAUAAUUGGCCCCGCUGCCUCUACUCACUCAAUUCUCCUGGCUCAUAUCCUAGGACUCUACAGAUACCCGCAGAUCAGUCACUUAUCUACCAGUCCAGUCCUUAGCGAUCGGAUCAGAUUUCACUCCUUCUUCAGGACCGUCCCCAGUGAUGUCUUCCAGUCCCGAGGACUAGCACAGUUGGUGCUACAUUUUGGUUGGACCUGGGUUGGGCUUUUAGCGGCUGACAAUGAUUAUGGCCAGCAGGGAAUUCAGAUGGUCAAACAGCACCUAGUCAAAGCUGGAGUAUGCGUGGCCUUCACUGAGAACAUUCUUCCGAGUCAACCAGACCGCAAUGCUCCUCACAUAGUCAAGGUAAUGAAGAGGUCAACAGCUACGGCCGUGGUUAUCUACUCUGUAGGUAUUGAUAUGGUUGCAAUUUUGGAAGAGAUGUUGAGACAGAAUGUAACAAAUAAGAUACUCGUGGCCAGUGAAGGAUCGUCGGCGUCUACAAUAAAAGAGUGCACUGGAGAAGAAAAUCUAGAACAUUUUCAAAAUGGCUUUAAUGAUGUCUCCAAUUUAAGGAACACCUACAGUAUCUAUACUGCAGUCCACGCUGUGGCCAAUGCUCUGGAAGAUCUAAGAAACUGUAAUAAUGGAGAAGGCGAAUUUUCUUAUGACAAAUGUGCAAACAUUCGGGAUUUCAAGCCAUGGCAGGUUCUGUACUAUUUGAAGAAGGUAAGGGUCACGCUAAGAGGUGGGAGGGAGCUUUUCUUUGAUAAGAAUGGAGACCCACCAGCUGUCUACAUCAUUGUAAAUUUGCAACUGGGUCCAGAAGGCUCCAUACAAUAUGUCAAGGUGGGCAGUUACGAUACAACAGCAGCAUUUGGUCAAGUCUUCAACGUCAACCAAAGCGUCAUAAAGUGGGCAACUGGAGACCAACAGGUCCCUGUCUCGAUCUGCAGCCAGAGUUGUCCGCCUGGCUUCUGGAAGGCAGAGAAACAAGGAGAACCCAUAUGUUGCUUCCAGUGUCUACCUUGUCCCCAAGGGGAGAUUUCCAAUCAAUCAGAUUCUGUCGAGUGCAUCAAGUGUCCAUGGGAUAUGUGGCCAAAUCAUUGGAAAACCAGCUGUCUACCAAAGCCCGUAGAGUACCUUUCCUAUGAAGAUGAGUUGGGGGCGACACUGGCUGGAACCAGCAUCAUGUCUUCCUUAGUUCCUGUUGUCAUUUUGAGAAUCUUCAUACGUUAUAAAACCACCCCGAUUGUAAAAGCCAACAACUACUCUCUUAGUUGUCUUCUUCUAGUCUCAUUGUCCUUUUGCUUCCUCUGCUCUCUGGCAUUCAUUGGUUACCCUCAGCCUGAGAAAUGUCUUCUACGUCAGCCAGCAUUUUGCAUGUUUUUUUCUCUCUGCAUCUCAUGCAUAUUAGCCAAGACUAUCAUGGUGGUUGGUGCCUUCCUGGCCACAAAACCAGGCAGUAAUCUGAGGAAAUGGACAAGCCCUCGGAUAUCUCACCUGAUUAUCAGUAUCUGCUGUCUUCUACAAUUUAUCUUGUGCAUCACUUGGUUGAUGGUUGCUCCUCCUUUUCCAGAACGCAACACUCAAACUCAACCGGGACUCAUCAGUCUUGAAUGUAAUGAGGGUUCACCUGUUGCCUUCUGGUCCAUGUUGGGGUAUCUUGGUCUCCUGGCCAGUACAAGUUUUUUCGUUGCUUUCCUGUCCCGAAGGCUUCCCGACAGCUUCAAUGAGGCAACAUAUAUCACGUUCAGCAUGCUCGCUUUCCUCAGUGUUUGGUUUUCUUUUAUCCCUGCUUCUCUGAGCUCAAGAGGAAAGUAUACCCAAGCCAUGGAAGUGUUUGCCAUCAUGGCCUCCAGCUGGGCUCUGGUUUUUUGCAUGUUUGUCCCCAAGUGUUUAAUUGUAUUGUUUAAACCAAACAUGAACUCCAGGAAAUAUCUCAUGUCGAAAGACAGAGGUGACUUUACCUCUCAAUGUACUGAUAUAUCAGAAACAUGUAUGUGAAUG
Messenger RNA from Spea bombifrons (plains spadefoot toad), 2439 nucleotides. RefSeq names its product extracellular calcium-sensing receptor-like. The coding region runs from base 1 to 2436 and encodes 811 amino acids. Gene Ontology annotation, cellular component: membrane. Lineage: Eukaryota; Metazoa; Chordata; Amphibia; Anura; Pelobatidae. Gene Ontology annotation, molecular function: G protein-coupled receptor activity. The transcript is spliced from 7 exons. The record is from RefSeq and is a predicted model, not a curated record. Gene Ontology annotation, biological process: G protein-coupled receptor signaling pathway.